AUAAGGAUCCGCUCAGUCAGUAAAGCGCAGGUCAAACAUCAACACACACUCUCACACACUCACACACACACACUCACUCACACACUCACUCACUCACCCACUCACACACACUUAAUCACGUUCACCCUGCAACACCGAGAUAUGGACUCGGACGAGGGCUACAACUACGAGUUCGACGACGAAGAGGAGGAGGAAGAAGACGAGGAGGAGUGCAGCGAGGACAGCGGGGAAGAGGAGGCCGAGGACGAGGAGCUGGGCGAGGUGGAGCUGCUGGACCCGGCCGUGGCUGGAGGAGAAGCCGACGACUGCGCUGACACCGGCGGCGGCGGCGGCGGAGGAGGAGGCCUGGGGCCCGGCCAGGAGGAGGAGGACUACCGCUUCGAGGUGCUGACCACCGAGCAGAUCCUCCAGCACAUGGUGGAGUGCAUCCGGGAGGUCAACGAGGUCAUACAGAACCCAGCCACGAUAACCAGAAUACUCCUCAGUCACUUCAACUGGGACAAAGAGAAGCUUAUGGAGAGGUACUUCGACGGAAACCUGGACAAGUUGUUUUCAGAGUGCCACGUCAUUAACCCCAGUAAAAAACCCAAAACACGACCAAUGAGCACACGCUCCUCCAGUCAGGAUAUGCCCUGCCAGAUCUGCUAUCUCAACUAUCCAAACUCGUAUUUCACAGGUCUUGAAUGUGGGCACAAGUUCUGCAUGCAGUGCUGGGGUGACUAUUUAACCACCAAAAUCAUCGAGGAAGGGAUGGGACAGACCAUCUCGUGUCCUGCUCACAGCUGUGACAUUUUGGUUGACGAUAACACUGUAAUGCGUCUGAUCACAGAUUCUAAAGUGAAGUUGAAGUAUCAGCAUUUAAUCACAAAUAGUUUCGUAGAGUGUAACAGACUGUUGAAAUGGUGUCCAGCUCCUGACUGCCACCAUGUGGUCAAAGUUCAGUAUCCUGAUGCCAAACCUGUUCGCUGCAAAUGCGGGAGACAGUUCUGUUUCAAUUGUGGAGAGAACUGGCAUGACCCUGUUAAAUGCAAGUGGUUGAGGAAGUGGAUAAAGAAAUGCGAUGAUGACAGUGAAACAUCCAACUGGAUUGCAGCAAAUACCAAGGAAUGUCCCAAAUGUCAUGUGACCAUUGAAAAAGACGGUGGCUGUAAUCACAUGGUGUGUCGAAACCAGAAUUGUAAAGCAGAGUUCUGCUGGGUUUGUCUCGGCCCUUGGGAACCUCACGGCUCUGCUUGGUACAACUGCAAUCGCUACAAUGAAGAUGAUGCAAAGGCAGCCCGAGAUGCUCAAGAGCGAUCCCGUGCCGCCCUGCAGCGCUACCUCUUCUACUGCAACCGCUACAUGAACCACAUGCAGAGUCUGCGCUUCGAGCACAAGUUGUACGCGCAGGUCAAGCAGAAGAUGGAGGAGAUGCAGCAGCACAACAUGUCGUGGAUCGAGGUGCAGUUCCUGAAGAAGGCCGUGGAUGUGCUGUGCCAGUGUCGCUCCACGCUCAUGUUCACAUACGUCUUUGCCUUCUACCUCAAAAAGAACAACCAGUCCAUCAUUUUCGAGAACAAUCAGGCUGAUUUGGAGAACGCUACAGAGGUGCUCUCGGGGUAUCUAGAGAGAGAUAUCUCCCAGGAUUCUUUGCAAGAUAUCAAACAGAAAGUUCAAGAUAAGUAUAGAUACUGUGAGAGCCGGCGACGAGUGCUGCUGCAGCACGUUCACGAGGGCUACGAGAAAGACUUGUGGGAGUACAUCGAAGACUGAGCAGAAGAGAGCGCUCCGGCCAGCACCGCAGCCCCUCUCCAUGUUGCAUCCUUUUUUACGUGGCAUCUGGAUUUUCGUUAUUAUUUAGAGUUUAAGUUAAUUUUACUGAAAUAAAAAGGUAGAAUAUUCAAAUAAAACUCCUACGUCAGUAUUGCAGUCUGUAAGAGUUGAUUGUCAAAACGGCACGGAAAUGUAUUCCAUUCUCCAAGCUUUCUGCAGGAGAUUCUUCAGUAGGUUUUUUUUAUUUUCUUGUUAUUAUAAUUAUUUUAUUUUUAAUGCUUUUUGUCAUUUCGUCUGAAGUUGUUUUAUAGUUGGAGUUGAGAUUGGCUUGUGUUAAGCAUCGCUUUACAGGUCUGAGCCGUGCGGAGUGUGUUGUGUUUUAGGGAACGCUCGGUUGGGUGGCUUUAUGCAGAAGUGUGUAUUUCAAGCUGUAAAUAGCACACAUGCAUGGAACAUGGAGUGGGAUGCAUCUUUUUUUUUUUUUUUGUUUUUUUUUUUUUCUUUUUUGGAAAAAUAUUUAUUCUUUACAGAUAUUCAAGAAUGUGUUUAAACAACAUGAGAAGAGGCCACGUGACAUUUUUGCCUCGUGUUUUUUUUUUUUUUGCAUUUUUAAUUUCUUUUGCCGGAGGUUAACGACCUUUCCAGAACGUUGCACACCAGAAUCAGAGGCAUAGUAACAGCAGGGUAACGGUAGCCUUAAUUACGUGCAUAUACACGUAUAAAAAGUAGAUUAAAAAAGGAUAAAAAGUAGAAUUGCACGAAUCUCACACACAAAUAUCUGGGUCAUUUUUCACCCCAAAAUUAAAAAAAAUCUUUUCCAUAAACAAUGUGCCUAUUUUUACAACCAAUUGGAUCGUUUGCAACAAUUAAAUGCAUCAAAAUUCACCAAUCUAAUUUAAAUUCUAAUUACCGAAAUUAUUUAAUUUAGUUAUUUUUAGUAAAACGAUCUCAUAAAAAAUUGAAUGUAUUGUGUAUAUUUAUGCAUAUAUAAAUACAUGGUGUAUAUUUAAAAAAAAUAAUUUUGUUUAUACAUUUAUAUAUUCAUAUUUUUAUAUUUUAUAUAAAUAUAUUUAAUAUAUAAACAUGAAUUUUCCUUAAAUAUAUACAUGCACGUUUGUUUAUAUAUAAUAAAUAUACACACUAUGCACACAAACUUUUCACAAUAUUUCAGAUGCAGUCAAUCACGAUUAACCGUUUGCCAGCAAUUAAGUGCGAACUCGAUCAUUUUUUUUUUUUCUUCAUUCAGAUAUAAUUGGUUAAUUUUGGAGGUGACGCACGACCCGGAAAACGCUCUCGACCGUUUACACGAGAUCCGACCCGAUUGCUCUCGCCGUCAAACCCGCGGAAGUGGACAUUUUAGGUGUUUGGUCUGAGCCGAGAUCGACUGGAAGAUCCCACGCGCUUGUUUUUACGAACCAUCUCAUCUCAGCCGACGUUUGUCCGAGCGUUUUAUCUCUUCGCGACAGCUGUUACAGCGAACACACUACCAGAUGUUCCCUGAGAGCAAACUUGAGUGACAUUCACUCACUAACAACUAAAGUCUCAAAUGCUUUAACCUGUUUUUCUUUCUUUAUUUUUAAAUGUAUGCACCUUUUUGUAGCGCGAGAGGAGGCCGAUGAUCUGUGGAAAGCGCUGUUGUAUUUCUUCACGUGACUGUCAAGUGGUCACGAGGCUUGCCGGUACAGACCGUCGAGCAGAAAAGUGCGGAGAAGUUGGCCUUUCUGUUAAACUAAUAGGGCGAAUGCGAGCGCUGUGUUUACACUAAUAUCACAAACGGCGAGAGAGCUCGAGCUCAGCACAGUAUGUGAACACCCGUUGUUAUUAUUAUUAUAAUUUUUCUCCGUUUUUCCUUUCUGUAGGUCAUUUCUUCACCCCGUUCGAUUGCAUGGUAGUCGUUCGCGGUGCAUCAAACGCCUCUAGUAGUUUACAGCAGCUUCUACUAAUUCUUUUGUCACAUUUUAUGGCCUCCAUGAUUGGCACUUGGAGUUUUUUGCGCUCAUGUUUUAUUAAUCCCUCACUGGAAAAGGAAAAAAAAAAAACAACCACUGAGAAAGGGCAGCGUCGCCUGUGCUGACAGAUGAGAUUUCUUUUCUUUUUUUCACCAAAGCGUGAAUAUAUGAAUUAAAAGUGAACGGUCUCUGAUUCAGAGACAUGUUCAUCUACGGUGGCUUUCCUGUGUUAUAACCAUUCUUAUAAAAAUGUCCUAUUUAAAUAAAUCUCAUUCAAAAGCG
Messenger RNA from Puntigrus tetrazona (Sumatra barb), 3983 nucleotides. It is a transcript of the gene arih1l, whose product is annotated as ariadne homolog, ubiquitin-conjugating enzyme E2 binding protein, 1 like. The transcript has 14 exons. Gene Ontology annotation, molecular function: ubiquitin conjugating enzyme binding; zinc ion binding; ubiquitin protein ligase activity. NCBI's taxonomy places the organism in Eukaryota, Metazoa, Chordata, Actinopteri, Cypriniformes, Cyprinidae. Gene Ontology annotation, biological process: ubiquitin-dependent protein catabolic process; positive regulation of proteasomal ubiquitin-dependent protein catabolic process; protein polyubiquitination. Bases 142 to 1752 code for a protein of 536 amino acids. Gene Ontology annotation, cellular component: ubiquitin ligase complex; nucleus; cytoplasm. The record is from RefSeq and is a predicted model, not a curated record.